AUGGCUCGAUCUCCAACGCCGCAGCCGCCUAGCCUGCGGCAGCGGAACGUUGCGUCCAAGCAGCCCGUUCCCGAAUCCACCUUUGCCCCCGAGGUCGAGCUCGACAAGCUGUCCAAGGCGGCAGCCUCGUCGCGCCAGAACAUUCGGAGGGGCGAAACUGAGCACACGCUUGCUCUGACUCUGGUGACCAUUCUCGGCUUCGUCACUCGGUUCUGGGGAAUUAGCCACCCCGACGAGGUUGUCUUUGACGAAGUGCACUUUGGAAAGUUUGCCUCCUACUACCUUCAGCGAACCUACUUUUUCGAUGUCCACCCCCCUUUUGCCAAGCUGCUUUUUGCCUUCGUUGGCUGGGCGGUUGGAUAUGACGGCCACUUCCACUUCGAAAACAUCGGCGACUCCUACAUUGCCAACAAGGUGCCCUAUGUCGCGUUCCGAGCCUUGCCCGCCUUCCUGGGCGCAUUGACUGUGUCUGUCACGUAUUUGAUCAUGUGGGAAUCGGGCUAUAGUGUACCUGCUUGCCUCGUCGCUGCCGGGCUGAUCCUCUUGGACAAUGCGCACAUUGGCCAGACUCGUCUUAUUCUCCUUGACGCUACGCUGGUGCUUGCCAUGGCCUGCAGCCUCUUGUUCUACAUCAAGUUUUACAAGCUGCGACACGAGCCCUUCAGCAGAAAGUGGUGGAAGUGGCUUGUCCUGACUGGCUUUGCGCUGUCUUGCGACAUCUCGACCAAGUAUGUUGGUCUCUUCGCCUUUGUCACCAUUGGCUCUGCUGUCAUCAUUGAUCUGUGGGAGCUUCUGGAUAUCAAGCGACCCGGUGGGCCCAUCAGCCUUCCGCUGUUUGGAAAGCACUUUGCAGCUCGCGCCGUUGGCCUGAUUAUCCUGCCUUUCCUCUUCUACCUUUUCUGGUUCCAGGUGCAUUUUGCUGUCUUGACUCGAUCUGGUCCCGGCGAUGACUUCAUGUCUCCAGAGUUCCAAGAGACUUUGAGCGACAAUGUCAUGCUGGCAAGCGCUGUCGAUAUCCAGUACUAUGAUACCAUUACCAUCAGGCACAAGGAGACCAAGGCGUACCUUCACAGCCACCCCGACACCUACCCUCUGCGAUAUGAUGAUGGUCGCAUUUCCAGCCAAGGCCAACAGGUCACUGGCUACCCCCACAACGACACAAACAACUACUGGCAAAUCGUCCCUGCCAGCAACGACCAGAAGCUCGGCCGCAUCGUAAGGAACCAAGAGUUGGUUCGACUUCGACACAUCGUCACGGACAAGAUUCUGCUCUCCCACGAUGUUGCUUCUCCGUACUACCCCACCAACCAGGAAUUCACCGCCGUGUCCGCUGAGGAAGCAUAUGGCAAUCGCCAAAACGACACUCUCUUUGAGAUUCGAAUCGAGGGAGGCAAGGCCAACCAAGACUUCAAGACUGUUGCCAGCCACUUCAAGCUCAUUCACUUCCCCAGCAAGGUUGCCAUGUGGACUCACACCAACCCUCUUCCCGAGUGGGCCUACAGACAGCAGGAAGUCAACGGCAACAAGCAAAUCACUCCCAGCUCCAACGUGUGGAUCGCCGAAGACAUCCCAUCGCUGCCUGAAGAUCACUCUCGUCGCCAGAAGGAGCAGCGCAAGGUCAAGUCGCUGCCGUUCCUCCGCAAGUGGUUUGAGCUGCAGAGGUCCAUGUUUUACCACAACAGCAAGCUGACCAGCAGCCACCCGUACGCCAGCCAGCCUUACCACUGGCCGUUCCUUCUCCGAGGUGUGAGCUUCUGGACACAGAAUGAUACGCGUCAGCAAAUCUACUUUGUUGGCAACCCAAUUGCUUGGUGGCUUGCCAGCGGUCUUUUGGCUGUGUUUGCCGGCAUUAUCGGAGCAGACCAAGUCUCUCUGCGUCGAGGCAUCGAUGCCCUGGACCAUCGCACCCGUUCUAGGUUGUACAACUCCACCGGCUUCUUCUGGCUGGCUUGGGCUACUCACUACUUCCCAUUCUAUCUCAUGGGACGUCAGCUCUUCCUCCAUCACUACCUUCCUGCUCAUUUGGCGUCUUGCCUGGUCACAGGAUCCCUCAUUGAAUUCAUCUUCAACACAGAUCCAGCAGAUGAGGAGCCAUCUCAAGGCAAAGCUUCCGGCCCCAAGAGACAUAUCACAGCUCGCGAGCGGUUUGCUGGCAAGAGCAUGGCCGGUGCCUGGAUUGCUUGUUUUGCGAUUCUCGCCGUCGCCGCUGCCAGCUGGUUCUUCUUCUUGCCUUUGACAUAUGGCUAUCCCGGACUGACCGUCGACGAAGUUAACCGGAGAAAGUGGCUUGGAUAUGACCUUCACUUUGCCAAAUAA
Molecule: messenger RNA, 2316 nt
Organism: Trichoderma aggressivum f. europaeum
Lineage: Eukaryota; Fungi; Ascomycota; Sordariomycetes; Hypocreales; Hypocreaceae
Product: CAZyme family GT39
Exons: 3
Coding region: 1-2316 (771 amino acids)
Biological process (GO): protein O-linked glycosylation via mannose
Cellular component (GO): endoplasmic reticulum; membrane
Molecular function (GO): dolichyl-phosphate-mannose-protein mannosyltransferase activity
Source: RefSeq, a predicted model, not a curated record